AUGGCCUCCGUAGAAAUUUCCGGGGAGAAAACGGCGGCACCACUGCUGCCGCCGCCGCGUAAUGGCGGCUCGGCGGUGGGUGAUUUGGUAUUCAGAUUUCUGCUGUUUGCUUCAUGCGUAGCGGCUGUGGUGGUGAUGGUUACUGGCAAACAAUCGGAAUUUGUUCCAAUCAUUUUUCCUCCUUUCUUGGUAUCGCGAGAUGCCAACUUCAAUCAUUCACCGGCUUUGAUAUACUUCGUAGCAGCAUUGUCAGUUGCGGGCUUAUACGCGGCCAUAACCACCAUUGUGUCCUUCUUUGCCGUCCUCAAACCUGCCUCCUACAUCAAACUUGUCUCCCACUUGGUCAUCUUUGAUGUGCUUGUCUUGGGACUAAUGGCUUCAGCAACUGGGGCAGCCGGUGCAGUUGCAUACAUUGGGUUGAAGGGCAACUCUCACGUUCAAUGGCGAAAGAUUUGUGACAUCUAUGAUGGCUUUUGCAAGCACAUUGGGUCCUCGGUUGCAGUCUCCUUGUUCGGGUCUGUUGUGCUCACGUUGCUCAUUAUAAUCUCCGUUCGGGCCUUGUCCAAGAGGAUCCCCAAGUAG
Striga hermonthica is the source of this 582-nucleotide messenger RNA. The record is from the annotation of a GenBank genome assembly. Lineage: Eukaryota; Viridiplantae; Streptophyta; Magnoliopsida; Lamiales; Orobanchaceae.